This is a messenger RNA of Parnassius apollo (apollo), 378 nucleotides long. Lineage: Eukaryota; Metazoa; Arthropoda; Insecta; Lepidoptera; Papilionidae. The record is from the annotation of a GenBank genome assembly.
AUGAAAGCGAAAAUUAAACAGUUUUCAAUAUUUGUGUUAAACGACACCAAAACUAAGACAAGUUUUUGUUGGCAGCAUUUUGGUGAUCUGGUUAUCGAAGAGGAUUACAAAAAGAAGAAAGUGUGCAAUGAUCAAGUGUUCUGCAAUACAUGCUUGACUGCUGCCCAAAAAGAUAAUGAUGAAAUAUCAUUUGGAUUGAAAAGCAAGAACUUUGCAAAGAAAAAGAAAACGUUUGUUUGUAAUGUAACAAACAAUACAACUCCGGAGCGCAUAUCAGAACAUUUGGAGAUGGACGAGAAUGAACCAAUUAUUGAUGAUGAGGGGUCAGAGUCAAAUUCAGUUUCAGGACUACAAACAAGUGAUGAAUUUGGUACAUAA